CGAGGAUCGUGGCUGAGCACGCGGCAUACCUCGCGUUCCACGCUACGUCGCAGAGCUCGUCCCGACGUUCCCGCGGUGAAGAUGGCCGUGAACUUCUUGGCCGUGAUGCUGAUCUGCGUCUACUACGGCGCCGUGGUGUCCGUGGGCGUGUGGGCGGCCCGCAAGAUGAACGCGGACAGCAGCCAGCAGGUGUCGCGCCUCAGCGUCGACACUCGCCGCAAGCAGGACGCGGCGCACGUCCUCAUGAAGCUGUUCAUAGCCAACCGCCACCUGCCGCUCUGGAUGGGCGUCGGCUCCAUGACCGCGACCUGGGUGGGCGGCGGCUACCUGAACGGAACAGCGGAGGCUGUCUACAGGCACGGAAUCCUGCGCUGCCACGCCCCUCUGGGCUACGCGGUCAGCCUGGUUUUAGGCGGCACUUUCUUCUCGAGCAAGAUGCGCGCGACCAAGCCGUUGACCAUGCUGGACCCGUUCCAGCACCGCUACGGCCGGUGGAUGGCGCUACUGCUGUGCUUCCCAGCCGUUAUCGGCGAAGUCUUCUGGACUGCCGCCAUCUUGGCAGCGCUUGGUGACACCGCCGGCGCUAUCAUAGAGGUGGACACACGCUUCUUCAUACUGGCCUCCGCUCUGGUGGUGUUCUUCUACACCUCGCUGGGCGGCGUCUACGUGGUCACACACACCGACGUCCUCCAGCUUGUCAGCACGACCGCCUGCCUGUGGAUUUGCGUGCCCUUCUGCUUAAGCAACCACGCCGUCGGAGUGAUGGGGCCUCCGCACAGCGACUGGGUCGGCACCAUCGACUCUAGCGGCGUGAGCCAGCAUUUCGACGCCUUCCUGAUGACCGCGCUCGGAGGUAUUCCGUGGCAGGUGUACUUCCAGCGCGUGCUAAGCUGCGAGACCGACUUCCAUGCCCGGAUGCUCUCGUACUUGGCCGCCGUGGGUUGCAUCGCGCUGGCCGUCCCGCCUGCAGCGAUCAGCGCAGUGGCCAAAAGCGCGAACUUUACGGCGGCCGGCUAUCCGGGUCCGCACUAUUUGCGCGACAAGGACAUCGUGAGGGUACUGCCGUAUUCCAUACGCUACCUGACCACCGGCUUGGUCUCCCUGAUGGGCCUGAUAGGCAUCACGGCUGCGAUCAUGUCGUCGGCGGACUCUUCCAUGCUCAGUGCAUCCUCCAUGGUCACCAAGAACGUCUACCAGUCCAUCGUUCGACCCCUGGCUUCCGACGUCGAGGUGUCCCUGGUGUUGCGAGUCAUGGUGUUCGCCAUCGGGGCCUGGGCCACCUACCUGGCGCUGUCCGUGAAUUCCGUGUUCGAGCUGUGGCUGCUCUGUUCGGACAUAGUCUACGUGCUGCUGUUCCCGCAGCUGAUCUGCGUCCUCUACUUCGAAGAUAGCAACACGUACGGCGCCGUCUUGGCUUUCUUCGUCAGCGUCGUCUUCCGCGGGUUGUGCGGCGAGCCGUCGAUGAACGUGCCGGUGACCAUCAGGCUCCCUAUGUACGACGAGGAGCUGGGCCAGCAGUUUCCCUUCCGGCUCACCUGCAUGCUGCUCGGCCUGCUCACACACCUGCUUGGCUCGUACGGCGCCUCCUUGGCCUUUCGCAGUGGCUGGCUGCCGCAGAGCUUCGACGUCUUCAAAUGCUUCUCGCUGCGCCACUCCGAAUCGAAGCAAGCGGCCAAGCCGAGCGACCACAGCGCCGGUGCGUCAGGCAACGCCACUGGUGCGCAGCAGCUCGGCGGCGAAUCGAACACGAAGAACGAAGCCGAGGAACCGCCGUUGGCCAAGCGGGACGACGUUUUCAAGAUAGCCAGCUUCAACCCUUUCCAGAAGCUGAGGGAUAGCGGCGUCGGCUCAAUUAGGAGCCAGAAGCCCAGCUCCGUCGACGGUUCACCGAACACCAAGAAAGCGAGCACCGCCGACGCUUCCCCGAAGGCCACCGUCGACGUGCAACCGCUGACGUCCAACGUCGACGGUUUUUCGGGGGCCAAGAAGAAAUCGAGUAGCAAGCCUGCGAGAAGAGCCGCUUCGGCGACGGACGUCGCGAUCCAGCCGGACAACCUCGUGACUCCCGUCGCGUUUGAGGCGAAGGCGCGCUCGAGCACGGACAGCGCCAACUUCCCGAGCUCCGCCAAGUCGGACACGUCGAGCGACUCCAAGGCGUCGGAGAGCAAGCCGGACGGCGAUCAGACCACCGAGCCGACCAAGGCGCCCUCCCUCAAAGUGCGCCGGUCCAGGAGCCGCGCCAAGAUCGAGGCGGCUCUGUCGGCGGCGGGCAGCGUCUCCAAGAGCGACGGCGAGCCGCCCCAAGAAGGGGGAUCGCGAGAAAAGCAACUUUGAGGAGCAUCCCGCAGCCCUCACCAACGAUGCUUGCUCCAAAGCGUCCCUUCUUCUUAUGGGUGGUCGCGCUAUUUUUUUUUUUUCUUCGGCUUUACGUAUUUUAGUGUAGCUGUAGCGCACAAGGACGUAGUGGCUGCUGCGAGGACGGCACAUUACCCGCAUUCUGCACGACGGCUUUGAGCGGACGAUGCCGAGCUCACGUCUAAGAGGCGAGGUACGUGUACGCGUGGCCAUCGCCAACAUUUCUCGUUAAAAAAAAGAAUGCUUUCUGCUGACCGAUUCGGCGAACAUAAGCAUGGUUAUCGCUCCUGGAUGUCAAAUAGCGUUUCUGGUUUGUUCGCUUUCACCAGGUCCCUGUACCUUGCCCUAAACGACUUCAAGUGUUACCAACCUUUACUCGCGCCUUAAGUUGCUGCUAACAGCUCCGCAUGAAAAAAAUGGCAUAUCAAUUUCCAACAGGGUUUCUAGCCACAUUUUCAGUGUAUUUAGCACUUGCAGUUGAAAAUUUCUAGGGCGAGCUGGAAACAGAAUAGAGCACGUAUUGGUAGGCGCCGAAAGUAAAUUCUGAAGCGGAA
This is a messenger RNA of Dermacentor albipictus, 2909 nucleotides long. Its product is annotated as high-affinity choline transporter 1-like. Gene Ontology annotation, biological process: acetylcholine biosynthetic process; transmembrane transport; choline transport. Gene Ontology annotation, molecular function: choline:sodium symporter activity. The record is from RefSeq and is a predicted model, not a curated record. Lineage: Eukaryota; Metazoa; Arthropoda; Arachnida; Ixodida; Ixodidae. Gene Ontology annotation, cellular component: plasma membrane.